AUGAAUAUUUUAGCAAAUUUUAAUAAUAGUAAAAUUUUACAGCAAUUGUUUGCUCUUGGUAGAGCUAUUAACAAUCAAGUUGUAAGAAAUGCAUCCGUUGAAGCUGGACCUAGGACUGCCAGGCUAAAGGAACUUCAAAAGAGAUUACAGGUACUUCAUUUCAAUAUAAAAAGGCAUUUGCACAAACUAAAUGUUAAGGGGUUAUCCUAG
This is a messenger RNA of Diabrotica balteata, 210 nucleotides long. The record is from the annotation of a GenBank genome assembly. Lineage: Eukaryota; Metazoa; Arthropoda; Insecta; Coleoptera; Chrysomelidae.